GUAGGACUGUGCUUUGGGGUGUUGAUUGAUGCAAUCUACUCCAAAAAUGUUUAGACAGUCUUCGAGAAGAAAAACAAACACAAUUUUAUCAGCUUUUUAUUCAAAUGCUGUUUUUUUUUUUUUUUUUUUUAUUAUACUUACCCACUUAGCCACAAUCAGUAGUUGAAAAAAAAUAAUCCAUGAAGCUGUAAUAAGCUCUGUUCUUUCUUUUGAUAUAUUACAUGUUCAGAUAUUCAUACAACAACGUAUUUUGGGUGCAAUGAAAGUUUUGAGAAAAUGAUGAAAAAUGCUGGCUCUAAUUAUUUGUUGGAAAAGUUUGGAAAGCACUAGAUGCAGAAUUAUGCUAAAUUUAUGUAUGUUUUACAUAUAGGCUAAAAUGUUUCCAGUGAAAUCAAACCUCAGAGGACUUUGCAGCACUUAUGCCACAGCAGGCCUCCUGAGUCAUGUUAGAUACCAUAAAAACACUAGCACACACUGGUGACUCCACAGUCUCACUGAAUCAGAACACAAAUAGAGCUCAUUACCUGAAGAUGCAAUGAUGGUCAUUUCAGAGUAUAUAACAGAGGGUAUUUCUAAAAAAAAAAAAAAAAAAAUCUUAGACUGGUCAAUGAAAGUAUUUCUUGUGAAAGGAAAAUGGAGAAUGGAACAUACUUUUACUUCAUGUUGUUUGAAAAUCUUGGGAGCAUAAAAUAUGCUUUUUUCACUUUGGGGUUUAUUUUUUACUGUGCUGUCAUAUGCUUUAAUGUCAUUAUUAUUCUUGUAAUAUUUCUGGAAAAGACAUUGCACCAGCCCAUGUACAUUCUGAUUUCAUGCUUGUCCAUCAACUCUGUAUAUGGUACAGCUGGCUUUUUCCCAAGGUUACUGACAGACCUGCUCUAUGAUACACACAAAAUCUCAUUUGAAGCAUGUAUCAUACAGACUUUUGUCAUUUACUCAUAUGCAUCUUUUGAGCUUACAAUAUUAAUGCUAAUGGCAUUUGAUAGGUUUGUUGCAAUCAGCAAACCUUUGCAUUACAACAACAUAAUUACCACACGGUUACUAGCUUUUUUAAUAGUUAUAGCAUGGCUUUAUCCAACCACUUUCAAUGGUAUUGGUUGUCUUUUGACUAGCAGGCUGACAAUCUGUGGUAACAAAAUGUUAAGGGUGUACUGCCACAACUAUGAAAUUGUCAAACUCUCAUGUGUAAACAAUACUGUUAAUAAUAUUUAUGGCCUGAUUGUAUUGAUCACUACCAUUUUUAUCCCUUUGAGUUUUAUAAUAUAUACCUAUGUCAGAAUUAUUAUCAUUUGUCAAAGAAGCACACGAGAGUUCAGGAGCAAAGCAUAUCAAACUUGUAUUCCACACAUAAUAAUCCUUUUAAAUUUCUCAGUUGCUGUUUUUUGUGAGCUCACUUUGAGUCGAUUUGUGAAUGGGGAACUUCCUAUAGCACUGAAUGUUGUCAUUUCACUUGAAUUUAUUGUUGUACCACCCAUUGUAAACCCUAUUGUUUAUGGUCUAAACUUUCCUGAUAUCCGCAAAAAAAUUAGACAUCUUAUAAAAGCCUCCAAAUAACCUGCUUUGUUUCUGUUGUAAUAGUGUUACACAGAAAACCAAGUUUGAAUAAAUGUAAAGAUAUUUGUUCAAUUGCGCAAUCACUCACCUUUUAGUUUUUAAAGGUAUAUGCACUAAAUGUGAUAGUUUUCACCUCUCUGAAUUCUAUACCCGUUUUCAUUAAAUUAUCUCCUCAGUAAAUUUUUUUUUUUUUUUUGUGGAAAAAAAUUAUAUAAGGGUUUUGGUAAAACAAUCACAGAUUAACUUUCUUAAUUGAAAUAAUGAAGGGGCCAUUCAUAUCUUACCAGCUCAGAUUAAUAACUAUAGAAUAUAGCUUCUAUGAAAUCAUUUAAAAAUGAUAUUAGUGUCAGUAAUUCUUUACAAUUGUGUUAUUUAGAUUUUUUUAUUUUUUUUAUUUUUAUACACACACACACACACACACUGCAUGUGAACCAUAAUAUUGUCGGACUGAAUGUUAUUUUAUGUUAUUUAUAAAAAUAAAAGUGAUUCCAUGUAAGAAUACUAACACUAUUAUUUUCAAACCAGCUUGCAAUGAGUAAACUAGACAAAUUCCAGAAAACAGUCUUAGAUUUUGCUGAUUAUUGAUGGUCUUUAUUAUGUAAAACCAUAAACAAAUGAAGAAAAGAAAAAGAGUUAGUUGUUUAAUGAAAUAUAUGUUUUAAUUUACUGUCAAAGUGUAACACAGAUUGUUAAAAUUUGCACCUUUCUAAACCGAGAAAAAAAGCAUUUUAAUGAAAUAUCUAAUUUGUUUUAAUUUGAGAUAAAUAUUUUUAAAAUAAUAGUGCAUAAUAACAUGACAAUAAAAACAGUUUGUCAAAUAAUGUGUUACAAAAUAAAAUGAGGUGGGAGCCUGUUGUCUGCACCUCGUGGUCCGGGUUCUGCUACUGAGAAGAACGGUGACUCAGAUGUUGGCGCUCGCAGAUAGAGAUGGGCGUUGCCCUUUCUCUUGCUCUUUCUAUUGACUCCAAGCGCAUUCUUGAUUUUAAAGCUAUGAUUUAUUCCAAUCCAGAAGUGAACCUGCUUAUUAUGUCUCCAAUUUAUUCUUAGAAUUAGGGGUGUAAUGGUACACAAAACUCACGGUUAGGGACAUACCUCGAUUUUUAUAGUCAUGGUUCGGUACUGUUUUCGGUACAGCAGUUGGGGAGAAAACUAAACAUAAAAUAGUUUUUUUUUUUUUUUAUUAAACAGUGGUUUACUGAACAAAUUGUGGUUUUGUCUUUAAAUUUAGUUAUAAUUUAUUUUAAUAUAAGUUUCUUAAGGAUAAAAAAAUUAUCUCUGCUAAUGCUACAAACUAUGUAGGGAGCCCUUACUUGAACAUUAUGCUGCUAUAAUAUUAAAGGUUAACAACUGAGCCCAAAAUAUUAGCCUAAAUUCAAUCGCUAUUUAAUUUUAGAUAAAAUAAUCAACACUCAAAUAACAAAUUGUAGGCCUAUAUGCAAACAUGUAAGCUACACCUAAGGCAGUUUUUGCAUUAACUUCUAAAUGUUAAUGAAACAGUUGAAACAGCAGAGAAUUCAAAUAUCACAAAAGUGCUGUUCAUUCAGCUCUGCGUUCAAACACGCAAGCCACAUGCAUGUUUCCCCCAGCACAGCAAGCACAUGAGUGUUGUUUGUAUUUUGCCCGCGAUGCAUCAGAACUGGAGUUUGAAUACGAACAUAUCAAAAAUAUAAUUGUUAUGAUAUACACGCGGAGCACGCAUAUGAUCGGUUUCAGCGUGGAGCUCCAUGAUGAGUUUAACAACACUAGCCAUGUGGAUCAUAGCUCAUAUUCAGAAUAAAGUAUCUGUGUCUAAAGUUUUUUUAUAGACAUAUAAAAAGGCUACUCUCUGAGAAAACAAAGGAAAUUAACAUUUGAACUCUCUCUUGCAAAUUAGCAUCCCCAUCCGAAACAAAAUCAGCAUUUAUCUCAUUCCCUUCACCCAUUCCUGAAAUUCACCCAAAAUCUAUUUUCCAGAUGUCAAGUACAUCUUUUACUGUUUCUGAGCAUUUGAUAUUUUGUAUCGAUUGUCUUUGAAUUAUGUAAUUGGCAUGAUACAUUUA
Megalobrama amblycephala (Wuchang bream) is the source of this 3590-nucleotide messenger RNA. Its product is annotated as olfactory receptor 51I2-like. Gene Ontology annotation, cellular component: membrane. Gene Ontology annotation, molecular function: G protein-coupled receptor activity; olfactory receptor activity. NCBI's taxonomy places the organism in Eukaryota, Metazoa, Chordata, Actinopteri, Cypriniformes, Xenocyprididae. The record is from RefSeq and is a predicted model, not a curated record. Gene Ontology annotation, biological process: G protein-coupled receptor signaling pathway. The coding region runs from base 634 to 1551 and encodes 305 amino acids. The transcript has 2 exons.